AUUUUUCCUUAGCUGAUUUAAUUUCUUUUUUUUUUUGUUGUUGUUUCCUUGUUACUUUGCUACAUAUACGCAAUAUAAUCAAAGCGUUAAGCCAAGAAAGAGGCAGCUAUAUAUGUAUAUAUAAAGUCGCAUAAAGUUGAUUGUGUUCUGUUGUGUGUUUGUGAGCGAAACAGCAAGAGUUUUGAGUUCGUUGUACAAAUUUAAUAUUUUAAACACUUCGGUAACGAAGAACUCGACAGUCUACUUUUGAAAUUUGUUGUGUUAGCAUCGUCGUUUCGGUGAAGCGUGCGUAAAAAAAAAAGAUUAAGAAAAAAACGACAACUAUUAGCAAUUUAAAUUUAUUUAUUCAGAAAAUAUAUUUUAAUUGACGAAAACAACUAAUUAUAAAAAUGUCGGCUGUUGAAACUAAUAAUGGAGAUUUAGCAGUGGAGAAGACUGCCGGCGAUGCCGUUGACGCUGCUGCCGCAGUCAAAGAGGAUUUAAAGAAACCUGCAGUUGAAGAGACUUCAGCAGCAGCUACCGCUGAUAAUGGCAACGCCAAGGAUGCGGAGGCCGACGAAGAUGAGGGUACUGAAACAGCACCGGUUAAAGAGGUUAAAGGAACAAAACGUCCGGCAGAGGCUAAAUCGGCUGAUUCUAAGAAAGCAAAGAAAGAAAAGGCUGCUCCCGCUGAUGGUGAAUCAGAGGAUGAAGAAGUUCUAGAAGAAAUUAUGGAGGAGGGAGACAGUGAAAUAGAAAGUGAUGAAUAUGAUAUCCCUUACGAUGAAGAUGAUAUUGAGUGCGACGAUGAGGACGAUGAAAAUGAUGAAGGAUCAGGAUCCGAUGAUCAAGCGUAGGUCGACGGGAAGUAGUCGUAGUCAAUAUCAUGAUUUAAUAUAUAAUAAUAAAAACAAAAAAAAACCC
Messenger RNA from Teleopsis dalmanni, 903 nucleotides. It is a transcript of the gene Bacc, whose product is annotated as bacchus. The record is from RefSeq and is a predicted model, not a curated record. The transcript has 4 exons. NCBI's taxonomy places the organism in Eukaryota, Metazoa, Arthropoda, Insecta, Diptera, Diopsidae. The coding region runs from base 390 to 836 and encodes 148 amino acids.